Molecule: messenger RNA, 1195 nt
Organism: Chelmon rostratus (copperband butterflyfish)
Lineage: Eukaryota; Metazoa; Chordata; Actinopteri; Chaetodontiformes; Chaetodontidae
Product: protein AMBP-like
Exons: 10
Coding region: 15-1082 (355 amino acids)
Cellular component (GO): plasma membrane; cell surface
Molecular function (GO): serine-type endopeptidase inhibitor activity
Source: RefSeq, a predicted model, not a curated record
GACGGGCCGACAGGAUGCAGAACUCGGUGAUUCUUGUUUCCCUGCUGGUCCUGGGGUGGAGCUGGACCCUCCAGGGGCUGCCUGUACUCUCAGAACCUCUCUACAACACGCAGGAGAACUUCGAUCAGGCCCAGUUCCUGGGAACCUGGUAUGACGUUGCCAUGGCAAGCACAUGUCCCCAUCUGCAAAAUCAAAAGAGAGAUGCAGCCAUUGGUAAACUGGUACUGCAGAGCAGCACCACUGCAGGCAAACUCAAGGCAACCCGGACUGUACUCAGACAUGGAAAAUGUAAGGAGAUGUCUGUAGACUAUGAGGUGACCUCCACACCAGGACGAUUCCUCUACCACGUUACCAGGUGGAGGUCAGACGUGGAUGCCUACGUGGUUCACACCAACUACAAUGAGUAUGCGAUAGUGAUAAUGAGCAAACAGAAGCCAUCAGGGAACAAGAGCACCUCACUUAAGCUUUACAGUCGAUCUCGGACUGUGAGAGCCACGGUGCUGGAGGACUUCAAGACACUGGUCAGAGAACAGGGAAUGAGCGACGACACUAUUAUUACUAAGCAGGACAAAGGUGACUGUGUUCCUGGAGAUCAGGCGGAAGAGACGGAAGCCCAGGCUGAGCCUCAGAGGAGAAGGAGGAAUGUGGUGCCCUCAUUGGCUGCUGCAGACAUGGAGGGUUCUGGUGAUGAUGGACCUCUUUUCAAUGGAACUGAGGCCUGUGGAGCAGCACCAGAUACAGGACCAUGUUUCGGGAUACACCAGCGUUACUUCUACAACUCCUCCUCAAUGAGCUGCGAACUCUUCAAGUAUGGAGGGUGCUUGGGCAACCAGAAUAACUUUGAAAGCGAGAGAGAGUGUCUACAGAGAUGUCGCACUGAGGCUGUGUGUCGUCUGCCCAUGGCAGCCCAACCCUGCACAGGCCAUCCACCUAUCUGGGCUUUUGACUCCCUCAUCGGUCUGUGUUUGCCCUACAAAGCGGGCUUCUGCCAGACCAACGGCAACAAGUUCUACAGCAAGGCCGAGUGUGAGGAGUACUGUGGGGUGGUGAAAGAUGGUGCAGAGCUCCUGAAGGCAAACUGAGUGAGAUGAGUAAAAAUUGCUCAUCUGAACUAAUUUUUCAGAGAGGCAACAUUUGUCUAAGCACUCAUAAAACAUGUGAAGUGGUGUCACAAUAGAAUACCAAUAAAACAAGA